AGGAGCAGAGCUUGCAGGCGACCACUUCUUCUACACCCGUGCCUAUUCAGUAAAACUGCUCCAGUUAAACUGAAACAAAAACGUUUUCAUGUCAGCGAAGAAGAUGCGACGCGGACCAACGGUGAACUAGCUCCAAACAGCGAGCGGCGGUAGCGUCUGUUCAACGUUAGCUAGCUGGCGUCAGAAAUGAAACGUUAGAGUGAGUCAUUGCGAACACGCGUUUCAAACUGAGCACUCUUUAUUUAACCGUCACAUAUUAGUGAUAAUUUCCCGGCUUCAGAAGAUACCGCCAUGCAAAACGACAAAUCCGAGUCGAGUGAGCCGAAGGGCGCCGAGUGUCCGAGCUCAGGCGACAGCGAGAAGAAAGCGCUGAGUGCGCUGGAGCCAGAAGCCCCCAAACCUAAAGGGAUCAGCGCCGUCGCGGUGCUCUGGACGUUUGGGAAAUGUCUGGGAGCCUUGCUGCCCGUCUACCUGGCCGGUUACUACCGGGUCAGCACCAGCCUGUUGGUGUUCGGCAUGAUGGUCUACACCGGAUGGAAACAUGCCCGAGAAGCCAAGGAGGCACGCCUGAGGUCAGCCAUACAGUUUCUCGACAACGAGGAGGAGUACACAUCCAGGAAAGUGUCCAAAAUCAAGCGGGAGCUUCCUUCGUGGGUCAACUUUCCAGAUGUUGAGAAGGUUGAGUGGCUGAAUAAGGUGCUGCAGCAGGUGUGGCCCUUUGUUGGCCAAUACCUUGAGAAGCUGCUGGUGGAAACCAUCGCUCCAUCUAUCCGAGCCUCAAGCACCCACCUCCAGACCCUCAGCUUCACAAAAGUAGACAUGGGAGACAAGGCCAUGAAGGUUGUAGGGAUCAAGGCACACACAGAGAAUGACAAAGGACAAGUCCUGCUCGAUCUGUAUAUCAGCUAUGUUGGCAAUGUAGAGAUCAACGUUGAGGUAAAGAGGUAUUUCUGCAAGGCUGGAGUCAAAGGAAUACAGCUGCACGGGAUGAUGCGAGUGAUUCUGGAGCCUCUGAUUGGAGAUGUACCCAUAGUGGGUGCGGUCACCAUGUUUUUCAUCCAGCGACCUAAACUAGACAUCAAUUGGACUGGACUGACUAAUUUGUUGGACAUCCCUGGACUGAAUGUCAUGUCUGACAGCAUGAUUAUGGAUGCCAUCGCCUCCUUCUUGGUGCUGCCCAACCGCCUGGUUGUCCCCUUGGUUCAGGGCCUGCAUGUGGCCCAGUUACGCUCUCCUUUGCCCAGGGGAGUGGUACGCAUCCACCUGCUGGAGGCACAGAAUCUAGCAGCCAAGGACAACUAUGUGAAAGGGGUUAUGGCUGGCUUGUCUGACCCCUAUGCCAUAUUGAGGGUUGGCCCUCAGACCUUCACCUCUCAACACAUUGACAACACAGACUCUCCCAAGUGGGAAGAGAUGUAUGAGGUCAUAGUCCAUGAAGUGCCUGGUCAGGAGUUGGAGGUGGAGGUAUAUGACAAAGACCCAGACCAGGAUGAUUUCCUGGGCAGGACCAAAUUGGACUUGGGUAUUGUGAAGAAAUCCAUAGCUGUCGAUGAUUGGUUCACUUUGAAAGACACCCCAUCAGGACGGGUUCACUUCAGACUGGAGUGGUUGUCCUUGCUACCCAGCACUGAUCGACUAGAGCAGAUCCUGAAGAGGAAUGAAAGCCUCACUAGUAAGGCUGGCGAUCCACCUUCUUCAGCCAUCUUGGUUGUAUAUCUAGACAAGGCUGAGGCACUUCCUAUGAAGAAGGGAAAUAAAGAGCCCAAUCCCAUGGUGCAACUGUCUGUGCAGGACAUCACUAGAGAGAGCAAGACUUGUUACACAACCAUUAAUCCAGAGUGGGAGGAAGCUUUCACCUUCUUCAUCCAGGAUCCUCGCAAGCAGGACAUAGACAUUCAGGUGAAGGACGCUGACCGUGUGCAGACUUUGGGCAGUCUGACAAUCCCUUUGUCCCGUCUGCUGUCCAACUCUAAUCUUUCCCUGGACCAGUGGUUCCAGUUGGACAACUCUGGAUCUGCCAGUCGCAUCUAUAUCAACACCGUUCUCAGGGUCCUGUGGUUAGAUGAGGAACAUAUUUCAUCUGAUGUGUCAUCCAAACUGGAGGCUGGACUGUCCAAACAGCUGCCCCAGCAGACCUCCCCUCAUCCUAGCUUUGCCACAGAGGGAUUGCUUAGAAUUCACCUGUUGGCUGGGCAGAAUCUUGUUCCGAAAGAUAACCUGAUGGGGGGCAUGGUAAAAGGCAAGAGUGACCCCUAUGUCAAGAUCAACAUCGGUGGCGAAACAUUCACAAGUCAUGUUAUCAAGAGUAAUCUUAACCCCACAUGGAAUGAGAUGUAUGAGGUGAUUCUUACCCAGCUGCCUGGCCAGGAGCUGCAUGUAGAAGUGUUUGAUAAAGACAUGGACAUGAAGGAUGACUUCAUGGGCAGGCUGAAGAUCAGCCUGAAGGACAUCAUUGAGUCUCAGUACACUGAUCAGUGGUACACUCUCAGUGAUGUGAAGUCUGGUCGAGUUCACCUGGUGCUGGAAUGGGUUCCAUUAGCCUCAGAGUCAGACAGAUUGGACCAGGUUCUUCAGUUCUAUUCUAGACAGUCCUACCAAAACAAGGCGGUUCCCUCAGCAGGACUACUGUUUGUCUUUAUCGAGCAAGCAGAUGGUUUACCACUUAAGAAGAGUGGCAAGGAGCCGAAAGUGGGAGCAGAUGUUACUCUUGGAGACAUGUCCCACAAAACUACAGUGUGUGAUCGGACCACAUCACCUCAGUGGAAUGAGGCAUUCUGCUUCCCGGUUCGAGACCCGAGAGAAGAUAUUCUUGUUGUGAAGCUCUCACACACCUGGACCUUGCCCAUUGGUUCCCUGGUGGUUCCUGUAAGAGAGCUGCUCUCUGAACCAGAGCUGGUCUUGGACCAGUGGUUCCAUCUGGAUGGAGCCUCACCUGAGAGUCAGAUCCUGCUGAGGGCUGAACUCAAGACGCUGAUUCCUAGUAAAUGUCCAGGUGCCCCCGAUAAGGUUAAGGUCACGUCAAUGUCAGAUCCUUCCCCUGCUCGGCAAAAACAGGAGAUGGACACAGUGGUGAGGUCAAGUUCGGUAGAUGCUCCUCCCAUCGAGACGAUUGGCUCUUUAGUGACCUUACCUGAAGAUACUGAGGUAAAGGAAAUGGCAGCUGAUGUGAUUGAGGAGAAAGUGGAAGAAUCACCAAGCCGUGCUGCAGCACAGCCUCCCCAUACUUCCCCAGACCUCAGCUUUGCCAGCGAGGGGCUGCUGAGAAUCAUCCUGUUGGAGGCCCAGAGUCUAGUUGCCAAAGAUUCAAUGAUGGGUGGAAUGGUGAAGGGCAAGAGUGACCCCUAUGCCAAGAUCAAUGUUGGAGACUUUGCAUUUAAGAGUAAUGUGAUCAAGGAGAAUCUCAACCCAGUCUGGAAUGAGAUGUAUGAGGUGGUGCUGAGGCCUCAGUCAGGACAGGAGGUGGAAGUAGAGUUGUAUGACAAAGACAUGGACAAAGAUGACUUCCUGGGCAGAUUCAAAAUCAGUGUGGCAGACAUCAUCCGUUCCCAGUACACAGACCAGUGGUACACCCUAAAUGAUGUAAAGUCUGGACGCAUUCGCCUGAUACUGGAGUGGGUACCAGCAGUGUCCCAUAAUGCCACCCUGGACCAAGUGAUGGAGGUGCAGUCUCUCCAGUCUUACCACAACAAGGCUGUUCCCUCUGCAGCCCUGCUCUUUGUUUAUGUGGACAGAGCACACUCAUUGCCUUUUAAGAAAAGUGGAAAGGAGCCCAAAGCUGGGGCAGAGCUUGUUUUAGGCAACACAACUUACAAAACCAAGGUAUGUGAUCGCUCCAGAUCACCUGAGUGGAAUGAGGCGUUCCACUACUUGGUUCGUGACCCCAGAGAGGAGAUGCUCAUAGUGAAGUUGUCAAGUGCAUGGGACCAGCCAAUGGGAUCUCUCGUAAUCCCUGUCAGAGAUCUGCUCCCUGAACCACAGCUGGUCCUGGACCAGUGGAUGCCUCUGGAUGGGGCCUUACCUGAAAGUGAGAUCCUGCUGAGGGCUGAACUCAAGAUCCUGAGCUCAAAGAUGACUGAAGCCCCACAGCCUUCUGUGACUACAUCAAAGAAAGAAGAGACGUUCAUUCCCACUGAGCAGACAUUCAAAGCAGCCAGUGAGGAUGAAAAAAGCUCCAAGCUGCCAACAGAUGAAUUGGUUGCAGUAUCCAACCAGCCUAAACACUCCGAAGCAGAAAAAGCAGACACUGCGGCCUCUACAGAAGAUGCCACUCCUGCUCAACCAGCUGCCAUUCUCCCUGCAGGUGAUACAUACCCUGCUGCUGUGCUGGUGGAAGAACCAACAGGUCCAGAAGAGCAGCCCACGCAGUCAGACCCUGCAGUUAAAGGAGACUCUGAUGGUACUGGUUUAGGCAGCCUUGCUCAUGCCACAGUGACUGGUCUUCCUACCGACACCCUUCCACCACACAGCACCCCCAGCCAGGACUUCGGUAAAGAGGGGCUGCUGCGGAUUCACCUGCUGGAGGCUCAGAAUCUGGUGGCCAAGGACAACCUGAUGGGGGGCAUGGUGAAGGGCAAGAGUGACCCCUAUGUCAAGAUUAACAUCGGGGGAGUUGCAUUCAAGAGUCAUGUCAUCAAGGAAAAUCUCAACCCAACGUGGAAUGAAAUGUAUGAGCUGGUUUUGAGUGGGCACAGCGUCCAGGAGAUCAAGUUUGAAGCAUUCGAUAAGGAUUUAGACUCUGAUGACUUCCUUGGCAGAUUCAGUGUUAAACUGAAUGAGGUCAUCAGAUCCCAGUACACAGAUCAGUGGUUCACUCUGAAUGACGUGAAGUCCGGCCGGGUUCACUUGAUACUGGAAUGGGUUCCUACAGUGUCACAUUCAGCCAAGCUUGACCAGGUACUGCAGCUUCAGUCCCUCCAGGCUUAUCAGAACAAAGCUGUCCCCGCUGCCGCUCUGCUCUUUGUCCAUGUGGAGAGAGCACACUCAUUACCUUUGAAGAAGAGUGGAAAGGAACCCAAAGCAGGAGCUGAGCUUGUUCUGGGUGAAACAACCUACAAAACCAAACUGUGCGACCGCAGUACCAGCCCUCAGUGGAAUGAGUCUUUCUACUUCCUCGUCCAUGAUCCUAAACAUCAGAUGCUUGUAAUAAAGUUGUCCAGUGGUUGGGACCAGCCAAUGGGAUCUCUGGUGGUAACCAUCAAGGAGCUGCUUGCAGAGCCACAACUGGUCCUGGACCAGUGGUUCCAUCUGGAUGGAGCCUCACCUGAGAGUCAGAUCCUGCUGAGGGCUGAACUCAAGAUUCUAGACUCCAAAAUGGUGGAGAUGAUCGGUGCUGGCACGCUGCCCUGUGCUGCCUCUGGCUGUGGAUCUGGAAAUGGGCAGGUGAAGUUGUCUCUUUCAUACGCCUCAAGACAGCUCAUCGUCAUCGUCCAUGCCUGCAGAGGGCUGUCGUCUCAAAGUAAGGAUGGUGUAGACAGCUAUGUCUCCCUCAUGCUGGUGCCAGACAAAAGCAAGGCCACCAAGAGGAAGACAGCAGUGAAGAAACGAGACUUCAACCCAGAAUACAGUGAGAGGUUUGAAUAUGCUCUGCCUGACGAUGAGCUGAGAUUCAGACGCCUCAGUGUAUCAGUGAAGAAUAACUCGGCUUCGUUCAGGAGCCGCGACGUCAUUGGACAGGUGCAGAUCGAGCUGGCUCAGCUUGACCUGGUGUCUGGUGUCACAGAAUGGUUCACUCUGAAGGACGAAGACGAAUAGUCCUGCUUGCUGAUGUCGUGGCGGUGUACAAAUGAUGAUAUCGUCACUUGACUUGGCAUCGUGCCACUGCUGCAGCUCACACUGAUGCCUUCUGCUUCCCACGUUUGCAAACAGUCCAACUGUAGCAGCCUUACCUGCAUCCACCCAGCUGUCUGUGUGUUAACAUAUAGUAUAGAUUGGACUGCACUGUAUACUCACAUCAAUACUCUCACCAAAGAUAAAUAUGCUGAAGAAGCUGAGUUGACAAGGAUAAAAUGCAAGUUUGAACUGACUGAAGGUCACUUUACUGUAUGAAGAGAUGAUAGAUUGAAGACUGAGUGGAGCAAGUGAAAGAUGAACACCCCAGAAAGAAUGAAGUCAUAUUUUGUUGCUUUGUUUGGUUUCUUUUGGGCUUCAAGAACAUGUUAAAUCUGAGAGUAUCUUGUUUGAAGUGCAGUAACAUUUUUAGACUGUAGUUUUUUUUAAACAUGUUGCUCAUGAACGCUAAUGCCAUUUCAGUAUUUUGGAUCUGUUUUACAACAGGCUUACAUUGGAGUUGUUUUGUAUUUCACUGCACUUUGCUACGUUUCUGUUUGAAGAUGAUUUUAUAAGAUUUUUUUUUUUUACAAGACAUGUAUUUGUUUUUCCGAAGUCUCAAUUAAAUCAUAUUGCAUUUGAUUUUGUGUAUAUUUGCAAAGCUGAUGAAUCAGAUCUGAUAAUGUUUGUUGAAAGAUGGUAGCAAAAAUAAACAGAUUUUGCACAUCU
This is a messenger RNA of Chelmon rostratus (copperband butterflyfish), 6495 nucleotides long. It is a transcript of the gene esyt1b, whose product is annotated as extended synaptotagmin-like protein 1b. The transcript is spliced from 52 exons. Gene Ontology annotation, molecular function: lipid binding. The record is from RefSeq and is a predicted model, not a curated record. Lineage: Eukaryota; Metazoa; Chordata; Actinopteri; Chaetodontiformes; Chaetodontidae. Bases 292 to 5751 code for a protein of 1819 amino acids. Gene Ontology annotation, biological process: lipid transport.